UAGGGAUUGAGAGAAGCGGUUUCAAGUGUCAGGUUACCUGGAAUAGUUUUUGUUUGGUAUGCUAGCAGGGCUCGGUCACAGGUCUCUGACUUUCUGAAUCAGCGCAGCUUCGAAACCCAACGCGACACAGAACUUUAUGACGGGCCUGAGGUUGCAGAGAAGCCCAAGUCAGACGCCCUUCUAGCGGGUAUCCGUUACAGUGCUGUAGAAAGACAAGAAAGAGAGGGGAGGGACACAAAAUCAAGUCAGUUUUUGAAGUUGAAGUGAGGCAAAAGAGAGGAAGGGAACGCAGCAUUUUUGGUGACCUGUGAAAUUCUCAGAGUGCUACCCCAGAGGGGAGGUUCUUUGGACACUUUAUAGGACAGACAGAUCACUGCAUCAUGUGGGCCAAUCCGUCUCCUGAAGAAAGCACAAGACCGUUGAACCCAAAGCACGUAGUGGUUCCACGGCCAGGCCGUCACAGAAGGCCCAUGACGGCUCCAAAGACUCAGAAAGAAAAGGCGUCUAAGACGAAGAAGGUGCUGUUGACGAUAGCAGCAGUUGUGGUGUUGCUGGGGAUCCUGGUCACCGCGGGAUAUUUUAUCAAGCAGCUGAUCGACAGCAAGUACUUCUUUUGCACAAAGUCGUUUAAAUUCAUUCCGUUGGAUAAAGCGUGCGAUGGAACGGACGACUGCACAGGAGGAGAAGACGAACAAACGUGCUUGUCAAGCCUCAAGGUCAACACUACCUUCCCAGUCCGUCUCAUGACCCGUCAGAGCGUCCUGCAGGUGUACAACCCCAGCUCCGGCUGGAGGAGUGUGUGUAGCGAAGGCUGGACCGAUAAGCACACACAGACGGCGUGCACGCAACUGGGAUACACCAAUAAACCACGUAGCAUCACUGUGCCGGUGAACACGUUAUUAUCGAACCUGAAAUCUGGACCAUUUACUGCACUAAGGUCAGGGACGGGAAACACGCCUGUGCACCAAGCUACAGUUGACCGGAGUGCAUGCAGAUCCGGGGCUGUGGUUUCUUUAUCCUGUUCAGACUGUGGUGAGGGAGACGCUCGGAACCGCAUUGUUGGGGGUACGGAUGCUACCAUAGAGGACUGGCCGUGGCAAGUAAGCCUGCAGCAGGGCGGCCAGCACACAUGCGGAGGCUCCCUCGUGACGCUACGUUGGGUGAUCACCGCAGCUCAUUGCUUCGCCGGCAGUAAAAAGGAGCUAAGUCGCUGGAAAGUGGUGUCGGGCCGGACCUACAUGGGUAGCUUGGGAGGUUCCUCUGUGGACAGAAUCAUCCUAAACGGAAACUAUGACCCAGCUCGCAAUGAUUAUGAUAUAGCACUCAUGAGACUUACAAGUCCAAUCACAGUAGGAGUGAGCCGGAUGCCAGUUUGUCUUCCCCCAAAAGCUUUCGACCUUCCUCCUACAGCCUCGAUGGUGGUGACCGGUUGGGGCUACCUGGAGGAAAAUGGAAUCAUCUCGUCAUCGCUGCAGAAAGCCAACAUUCCGCUCAUUGAAAGGAACAAGUGUGCCAGCCCUACUGUGUAUGGCAGCGCCAUCACCAAUAGGAUGAUCUGUGCUGGUUUUCUGGAGGGUAAAGUGGACGCAUGUCAGGGUGACAGCGGGGGGCCCUUGGUGCACUUCACCUCAUCCAAAUGGUACCUAAUUGGGGUGGUGAGCUGGGGCGUCGGCUGUGCCAGGGAGGGGCGUCCAGGCGUCUACUGCAACGUAGAGGAAAUGCUCAAUUGGAUUCACACCAUCAUUGAGAAAAACCCAUGAGCAGCUCCACUCUUGACAACCUACUGCGAGACCUAACUACACGUGGAGACGUGAUUAUCAAGUGGCUAGAGGCAAAUUUAUGCGACACAGCAAUGAGAUGCAACGAAGUGGAGCUUACUUCAGGUUAUUGUUUCUCAUGGGGCAAGUGAAACUGGGAUGCAUGGAAUUUUCACAGUAGGCUUUUUUUUCUGUGAAAAAAACAAAAAAAAAUGUUAGAUAAAUGUCUGCAGAGAUUUCAUCUAAGCAUCUGAGGUACGCCAACUGAAUAUUGUUGGGGUCAUUCCAGAAUUGGUGGUAAUUUGGGGAUAGAGUUUUGGAAAAACUGUUUUUUUACCCCCAAAAAUGAAAAAAAAAAGUACCGGUAAUGAAACAUAAUUUACUGCGAUCAGCUGGCAAUCAGUUCAGGGUGUACCCCAUCUACUGCCUGAAGAAAGCUAGGACAGACCCUCGUGAGGAUAAGCGGAUCAAAAAAUGGAUGGCUGGAUGAUAUAAUAUAUUCACCUCAUCCACCGAAAGUACCCUACCCUUUUUUAUGAGGCAUUUAAUUUGUCAAAUCACAUUUUGCUGAGCUUGCCGCAACCCUGUUACAAAUAUUCAGGCUUCUGAAAAAUAUUUUCAAUAUUAUAAAAAUAUUAAGUGUCUUUUACAAUUGCUUUACAAACAGUAACUACUACGCUCCAUUAACAGUAAAUGCUAAUGCUAAUGUUAAGCGUCAUCGCAUAAUUACUACAAUUUUAAUUACGUCUGUGAUAACACCGACAUACCAUUUCCAAAAUUAUACCCGAACCCCCCCAAACCAUUUACAAUACAUCCUGAUUUAUAUUGCGUUUUUACAACAGGUGCAGCUGUAACAAAGCGCUUCACAAAACAGUUUACAUAAGGUCAGAUAAUAAACACACAAAAAAAAAAUUGUUAAAUUGGAUAUGCAAAUUGGUCAACAAGAGGCAAAGAUGAGGGGAAUAAACACUAUUUUUGGGGGUGCUAAAGAGCUAUGUGAUAUUUUAAUUAUAAUUUGGGAAUAUCUUUUACACAAAUGUCCGGUUCUGGAAUGACCCUUAUCUUUCUUUGACUUGCUAUUUACAAUAUGUUCCGUGACUAUGAUAUCAUGCACUAUGAGAUGAUAGCUACAAAGUCUCACAUAAGGAACAAUUCAGGUUAAUGUCUUUAUUAUUGCACUGGUUGAAAUCAUUGAUGUCACAGAUUCAGUUACUCUUCAAUAAUGGGUGGAUGAAUCACUUUAGCACAUAACAGAAAAAAAAAAUCAACCAAGCACUUUAAGUCAAAAGUGAGAAUUACUUGACUGACUCAAUAAUAACUGUAUGUGUGAGUAAAUAAUACAAGUAGAGAGGAUUUGAGUUCACGGCAUCCUCACCUCAUUCUUGGUGUAUAUUAAUGUCUAUUCAGCCACGUUGUGAUAUUAGUACACCUUCAAGUUUUAAAGUCGCAGUUACACUUGUAGGCAUAAAAUCAUCCCCAAAAAAAUCAUAGUGGCUGUGGUUGAUUAAAUUAGAUAGUCAAUGUAAUAAACUGGAAGACAUUAGCAAAUAAUAAAAUGUAUGUUGACUUAAUUCCUGUAAAUAUCUUUCGAGCUGUAUUUUUUUUUUUAAUGUGAGUAAUAAAGACUUCCUUAAAUUACAAGACAGUACAGUCAAACACUUCAUUUGGUACAUACCGGGUAACUUACCUGUUACUUUCAGGCAAUCGGUUUUAUUAUUUUUUUUUUUUUACAUGUUAUGUUUUUAAAUGUCACUCUUUGAGCACUCUUAAGGUUAAAAAUAUUACUUCCUAUGAGCUGCAGAAUUUUAGUAACAACUCAACAGCACAAUGGUCACCUUCAAAAAAAAUAUAUAUAUUACAAUACUAUUAUUUUUGGUAUUCGGUUGCCAGUGGAACACCCUGACACAAUGCUAACAACGGAACAGUCUACUAUGUCAACAAUGAACAAUAAAGGAGUCAAACAA
Messenger RNA from Hippocampus zosterae (dwarf seahorse), 3721 nucleotides. It is a transcript of the gene tmprss4a, whose product is annotated as transmembrane serine protease 4a. The record is from RefSeq and is a predicted model, not a curated record. Gene Ontology annotation, molecular function: protein binding; serine-type endopeptidase activity; calcium ion binding. Gene Ontology annotation, cellular component: membrane. Bases 381 to 1760 code for a protein of 459 amino acids. The transcript is spliced from 13 exons. Gene Ontology annotation, biological process: blood coagulation; proteolysis. Lineage: Eukaryota; Metazoa; Chordata; Actinopteri; Syngnathiformes; Syngnathidae.